Molecule: messenger RNA, 2607 nt
Organism: Ficedula albicollis (Collared flycatcher)
Lineage: Eukaryota; Metazoa; Chordata; Aves; Passeriformes; Muscicapidae
Gene: PTPN1
Product: protein tyrosine phosphatase, non-receptor type 1
Exons: 8
Coding region: 160-1245 (361 amino acids)
Biological process (GO): protein dephosphorylation
Molecular function (GO): protein tyrosine phosphatase activity
Source: RefSeq, a predicted model, not a curated record
CAGGACAUCAAGCAUGAAGCCAGUGAUUUUCCAUGUAAAGUGGCCAAACAUCCCAGAAACAAAAAUAGAAAUAGGUACAGAGAUGUCAGCCCCUUUGACCACAGUCGAAUUAAGCUAAACCAAGGUGACAAUGACUAUAUCAAUGCUAGCUUGAUAAAAAUGGAAGAGGCUCAAAGGAGCUACAUCCUUACCCAGGGACCUUUGCCAAAUACUUGUGGUCACUUUUGGGAGAUGGUUUGGGAACAGAAAAGCCGUGGUGUUGUCAUGUUGAACAGAGUGAUGGAAAAGGGAUCCAUAAAGUGUGCACAGUACUGGCCACGAAAGGAGGAUAAAGAAAUGGUUUUUGAAGAUACAAACUUGAAACUAACGUUGAUAUCUGAAGAUAUAAAAUCCUACUACACAGUAAGACAGCUGGAAUUGGAAAACCUGACCAGCCAGGAAACUCGGGAGAUUCUGCACUUUCACUACACCACCUGGCCCGACUUCGGCGUGCCGGAGUCGCCGGCGUCGUUCCUGAAUUUCCUGUUCAAGGUGCGCGAGUCGGGCUCGCUGCGGCCCGGCCGCGGCCCGGCCGUGGUGCACUGCAGCGCCGGCAUCGGCAGGUCGGGCACCUUCUGCCUGGUGGACACCUGCCUGCUGCUGAUGGACAAACGGAAAGAUCCUUCUUCCGUGGAUGUCAAGCAGGUUCUCCUGGAAAUGAGGAAAUACAGGAUGGGGCUCAUCCAGACUGCAGAUCAGCUCCGCUUCUCCUACCUAGCUGUUAUUGAGGGGGCAAAAUUCAUCAUGGGAGAUGCUUCAGUGCAAGAGCAGUGGAAAGAGCUCUCCAAUGAAGACCUGGAGCCACCCCCUGAACACACCCCCCCACCUCCCAGGCCCCCCAAGAGAACCUCAGAGAUGCACAACGGGAGGAUGCACGAGCACCCCGAGUUCCUCCCCAGGCAGCAGGCAGAGGAGGAGGAGAUCAGGAGCUCAGGCAGCAGCACUGAGGAGACGGCUCCGGACGGCAGAGCCCGGCCAGCUGUGCCCCCCAGCACAGACAGCACUAGUCACGACACUGCAGCCCGGAGGAGAACUGUCGGUGAGAGCGCGCGGCUCUCGCCCCGCAAGGAGGAGCCCGGCAAGGAGAGCUCGGAGGAGGAGGAUGAGAACGUGGUGACCACCUGGAAGCCCUUCCUAGUGAAUAUCUGCAUGUUCACCUUCCUGACAGCAGGAGCUUAUCUCUGCUACAGGGUGUGUUUCCACUGACCCGUGGCCUGGGCGCUCCGGCUCGUGCUGGGCUCCUCGCAGCCCCUCCAGGCAGGGCAGCCUUGGCUCACAGCAGCUAGAUUUAGGGGAAAGGCCAGAACUUUGGGUAGGGCUAAAUGAGAGAAUCGAUGCACUAGGCUUUUAUCCAGCCCUGUGGUCCCAAGAACAUAAUAUUGUAAUCUCAGGGCCUUGAAAUAUUCAGGAGUAAGCAGAGAAAAUGCCAAAUAGUCUGUUUUCCUUUUUGGGUUUUUUUUUUGGUUUUUUUGUUUUUUUAAACUAAAUAAUAGAAUUACAACACAUUGUUGUUUUUAGCCUUUUUUAAAAAGCCAGUUCAUUUUCUUUUGUUUCAGAAAAACUAGGCACAAGUGAAACUUGCUUGUACUCUCCAAGUGUUGUAACCAAAUACAUGACUUACAUUGACAAGUUCCCAAAAAAAGAAAAAGAAACCCACAUACCUGAAGAAUGUAAACUUUUGGAAGGGGAGGUGUGUUUGUGGUUGGUUUUUGGUUUGUCUUUUUGUCUUUUUUUUUUUAACUUGCUUCAUCUUUAAAAACUGAGUUGUGGGCAGUGCCUGUGGUAUUGAUAUAUUUAAUCUUGGCAUAACUGUUCUUAAAGAGCUGAUUGUUUUACUUGUGUUGAUAGAACCAGGCUUCUGCAUUUGCUCAGGGUAUCCCAACACAUCCAGCUCUUUGAUUUUUUCCUUUUUUUCCUUUACUAGGUGUAUCUCCUCAUUGACUUUUGUUGCACUCUACUUGCACAUAUGCCUCUUUACAUUGCACCAUCCUUUCUAAAGCUGUUUUUACUUUUAUAUUCUGGGAGAGGUCAAGGGGAGGGAGAGAAUCAGGAAGGGAAAUUCAACCAAACCAUGUCCACCAGCAGUGGGUCCAUGUGUGUGGCCCUUGGAAGGACCAGUCCUUAAACCUCAGCAUUUGGAAUGUAAAAUGCAGUUUCACUCUGCAGCUGCUCCCACACCCCAGCGUGGCUUCCUGAGCAGGGAAGUGCUGGGGGGACCCAGAGCAGCUUCCCUGAGGCAGGAGCAGGAGCAGGAGCCGUGCUGGGCUCUGGGCAAAGCCCUUGGCUGCUGCUGGCAGCGUUGGUGUGUCCUGCUUUGGUGAAAGCAGAGAUCCCAGAGAUCCCUGGCUCUGCUCAGCCCCCGGGGUCCCACAGGGCUCAGGGGUGAAGAGCUGCUGGGGAGGAGUGGGGUGCACAGGGAGGGCUGGCACUGGAAGGCAGCAUUGCACCGAGCACCCGGUGCUGCUCCUUGGGGAAAUACCAAAUUAUUGAGAGUUUCUACAAUAAUAGCAAAGAUUCCUUUGCUUGUGUCGUGGUGCAGAGGACAGGAGCAACCUCACUCCUGGGAGC